CUCUAUCUCUCUGUAUUUCAUCUGUGAAACCAACCAUGGCCUUCGAUCGAACGAGUGUUGUUCGGGAAGGUUAUUGUUCGUUUGGGUAGACCGUUCAGACUGCAAUUGUUCGAUGGGUAGCACCGUGGCAGUGGUGCCCGUAACUUGUUUGACGAAAUGAUUGACAAAAAGUGACCAACUAAAUGAAUCUUUCCAUUUGUGAGAGAGAGACCGCGCGCGAGAGAAUUCGAGUGUAAACUUAGCAUUCUCGUGUCAUGUUGGUAAUGUUGAAGCAUAAGGGGGCAUUGGUAGUGAGGAGAAGGAAAAAAUGGGUGGUAUCCCUCGGCCACUGCGAAUCCUGGCAACGACGGCUGCCGUGUUUGUCGGUGGGGCAUUCACCCUCUCCCUCUCGUCGUCUCUUGCCAUUCGUGCACUUCAGUCUGUUUCUGACGCCAAGAAGAGAAAGAUUGCUACAAAAUGUGAGGCCUGCAAGGGAAGCGGCUUCUACCCAUGUAAACUCUGCGAAGGAAAAUCAACCAUUGAAUGGUCGCCUCUGUUUGAUCCAGUGGUCAUGAAUCCAUGCCUUUGUCCAACGUGUGAAGGCAACAAGGUGCAAAGAUGUCUCAACUGUCUUGGCAAGGGUUAUGCCUGAAGAUGGGUCCCCUUUCUUUCUAUGUUCUUAUCUUUUUCCUUUCUGAUCCUCCGUUAUCCAGCUCUAUUUGCGGGAUCCUCUCAGUGAAAUGAACAAGGGUAUUGUAGAUCUGUAUCUUGCUUGAUAAAAUGCAGUUGACGAUCUCGGUA
Nymphaea colorata (pocket water lily) is the source of this 780-nucleotide messenger RNA. RefSeq lists its product as uncharacterized. Lineage: Eukaryota; Viridiplantae; Streptophyta; Magnoliopsida; Nymphaeales; Nymphaeaceae. The record is from RefSeq and is a predicted model, not a curated record. The coding region runs from base 308 to 631 and encodes 107 amino acids. The transcript is spliced from 4 exons.